GCUGGCCUCUGCUGGUGGGAUCGCUGAGCUGAACUGAAGGGAGAGGCUCUGCUUCUUCUCCUCAGAAAACAAACAUGGCGUCCACCAGCAGUCGUGAAUGGAGGGCGGUGUGCGAGAAAUUCGGGCGGGCGAACCACCUUUCCGAGGUGGAGUCCAGAAAAGAUCCGGAGAACGACCCGUUCCGCUCCAAAUACGAAGCCCGGGAGCUGUUAAAAGACAUUUACUGCGCGCUGAAGAGCGUGGAGGCGGAGGAGAGCGACGGCGAGGCGGACGGGCAGGGCGAGCAGAGCGGCUCCGAGGAGGCGGAGUGUGGAGCCGGGAGAUCCGUGCCGGGAGACUCGCGGGCCGGCCUCAGAGCCGCCAAGCUCGCGGUCAUCGAGUACUACCUGGGCGUGAACCACACCGAGACCGAGGAGCUCUCAGCCGGUGAGGAGCAUCUGAUGAACUGCAUGAAGCUGCUGGAGAAAUGCACAGUGACCCCGGAGAACGUCUCUCUGUUCAUCCAGGCCAGGAACCAGCUUGGGAUCUUGUGGGCUGGAAGAGAUGAAACUGAGAAAGCUCAAGGAUUCUUGGAAACAGCAGAAUCCAUUUAUGUAAACUACAUGAAAGAGGAUGGUCAGCCACCAGUAGAUUUGAUGGAUUUCUUUGUGGCAGAGGAAGAUGCAACAACCCAACAGGAGAGAAUGAGGAGGUUUGAAAUGGCCUACACCCACACUCUUUACUACCUGGCUCAGGUUUAUAAAAACCUGGAUCAGUUUGAGCGUGCUGGACAGUACUGUCACAGUACUCUGCAGAGACAGCUGAAGUUUAACCAGUUUGUGCCACUUGAAUGGGCCAUUAAUGCCGCUACACUGUCACAGUACUACAUCACCAAGACGCGCUACAUGGAGGCACGACACUGCUUGGCUGCAGCGAGUGUUAUUGCUGGCCUGGCUGGAGAAGUCCCUUCAGAGGCUGCUGCCAAAGAAAGUCAAACUGAGUAUGAAAAACGUGAGCAGCUGCGCCAGAAGAGAGCUGAAAUUGCCAGAUGCUGGAUCAAAUAUUGCCUUAACCUGUUACAAGAUGCCAGAAAGCUUUUAGAGGACAACAUUGGAGAUCUAGAUCUAGAUCGACAGGAGGAGCUGCUGAGAGCUCGCCAAGAUGAGGAGGAGGAGAAAGAGAGAGAGAAAAAGAGCGCCGUUCUUUUCGAUUCCUGUGACACCUUCGACUCCAUUUGCAGCCUGGAAGAGAAGGUGAGCUGUGCGUUUCCGCUGACCUUCGAAGAAGCCCGUGCCAUCUUCCUGGUGGGCCAGACCUACGUGGGCCAGGCUAAGGAGUAUUUUGAAAUGGACGGUCAUGUGACGGAUCAUAUUGAGAUCAUUCAGGACCACAGCGCUCUCUUCAAAGUGCUGGCCUUCUUCGAGGAGGAUCUGGAGCGCCGCUGUAAGAUGCACAAGCGCCGGGUCGACAUGCUGGAGCCCAUCUGCAAAGAUCUGAACGCUCAGUACUACCUGCUCAUCUGCCGACAGCUGCAGUUCGAACUCGCCGAGACCUUCUAUGAGAUGAUGAGCCUGAAGCUGGCAGUGGCUGAAAAGCAGGACCAGCCUGACACUCACAUCAUAAAGAAGUUCAACCUCUUGUGCACCUCGUCCAUCAAGUACUACGAGAUGUUCCUGGACUCGCUCCGUUCACCAGAAGGCAAAUUCCCUGAGGUGCUGGAGGACGACGUGCUGAGACCAGCUCUGGUGGCCAAGUUUAGUGUUGCUCGGCUGCAGUCCAAGAUCAUCUCCACCAGUCUGGCUGUUCAGCUGGAGAACCUCACCCGCUCACUGGAAUGCUACAACUUUAUCAUGCAGUAUUGUAUGGACCACCCAGAAGCUAAGAAGGCUGUGGAAACUGAACUGGAGCUCAGUGAAGAGAUGGUGUCCCUUCUUCCAUUGAAGAUUAAUAGAAUAAAAUCCAAAAUGGUAUCUGCCAACUCAUAAGUGACCACUAUUGUAAUUAGAACUGCACACUAAUAUUAAAAUACUACUAUUAUGAUUAUUGUUACAAAGAUGCACCUUACAGUAUAUUAAAGUACUUCAAUACAUCAAUACACACAAUCUGCGUUAUUCUGACAAAUAAUAAACAUGGAUAUGGUUGGACUAUAUGGAUAACUUGCUUAAUCAGAACACUUAUCCAGAACUAAUAUUUACAUCAUGCUGUGAGUUUUAUAUCAGUGCAGUUCUGAAGUUAUAAAAGACUCUCUAUGCUGCUUGACAUAGAAAUAAACCCCUCACCCCAAUCUGAUGCAUCAUUAACACAGAAGAGAUCAGCCCAUCUGACCCUGACCACCAUCUCUAUACCCCAAGCCCCGCCUCACUCACUGCUUCCUGUGUACACCUGGGACCAGAUUAAAUCUGAGAGACUUUCGCUUUACUGUCAACAGUUUCCUCUUAUCUGCAUGAUUCUCAUAUGACUAAUUUAUUAAGUAAAUGCCUUGUCGUGUACAUGUUUACGUUGUCUCAAUUAGGGGCUUUAAAUACGAUGUAAUGUAAAUGUAUUUUGUCCCCAAAUAAAACAUUUCUUUUACUUUAAUAAA
Molecule: messenger RNA, 2560 nt
Organism: Astyanax mexicanus (Mexican tetra)
Lineage: Eukaryota; Metazoa; Chordata; Actinopteri; Characiformes; Acestrorhamphidae
Gene: kifbp
Product: kinesin family binding protein
Exons: 7
Coding region: 75-1964 (629 amino acids)
Molecular function (GO): protein binding
Source: RefSeq, a predicted model, not a curated record